Pseudomassariella vexata is the source of this 758-nucleotide messenger RNA. RefSeq lists its product as uncharacterized. The transcript has 4 exons. NCBI's taxonomy places the organism in Eukaryota, Fungi, Ascomycota, Sordariomycetes, Amphisphaeriales, Pseudomassariaceae. The coding region runs from base 176 to 649 and encodes 157 amino acids. The record is from RefSeq and is a predicted model, not a curated record.
UGAUUGGUCAACAGCGUCAAGCCAGCCUCGAAGCCGUUGAAAAUUCCCAUGUUACCUUAUCCAUUCAGCAAACCUCUCACGUUUCUUGGUCCACAUUGGUGACACCAGCACAACUUAUGAAUCCAAGUUGAACUUCCCCGACGCCUUUGAUUGUCACAUAAGAAAACUAGCCACCAUGAGCCAUUGGCUGCAUCGGGAUGAGGGGUAUAAUGACGCGUACCGCAGUGCAAGAGCGCUUAACUCCAGCACCAAUAACGCGUACGACCUGCCGCCACCCGAGAACACAGGCUCAACAGGGGCGAAUCCCGGUGACCUUGAGUCCAGCCAGUACAAUGUGAGCACUAAUCCCGCUAGCAACAGGGCGCCGCAAGCAGGCAGCGUGGGAUUCUCCACUGGAUACGGCGUCGCAUCUGAGCCGGCGCCACAAGUCCAUAAUGCUUACGGAUUUCAUCUUGGUGUGGACGACGGUCCGGCGUCUUCUGUCGCCAAUCGCAUAUCAAGCGGUGAGACUGUCGAGGCCCCUGAUGCUGUCAUCGAGGAAGAUGGGCGAUCAUUCCAUGGAUAUCGACAAGGGAGGUAUUUCCUACCCAACGAUGGUGUGAGUGCCAAUGAGUGUGGGUGCAGACCGUGGAGUAAAGACUAUGGGUAAUGUAGUACGACCGCUGACAGGAAAGAUGUCAUAGGCUGAACAGGAGCGUCUGGAUCUUCAACAUGAAAUAUUCAACAUCCUCUUCGACCGAAAACUGGCCCUCGCCCCA